Nematolebias whitei (Rio pearlfish) is the source of this 1223-nucleotide messenger RNA. It is a transcript of the gene cacng7b, whose product is annotated as calcium channel, voltage-dependent, gamma subunit 7b. Lineage: Eukaryota; Metazoa; Chordata; Actinopteri; Cyprinodontiformes; Rivulidae. Gene Ontology annotation, cellular component: AMPA glutamate receptor complex; postsynaptic density membrane. Gene Ontology annotation, biological process: neurotransmitter receptor transport, postsynaptic endosome to lysosome; calcium ion transport; regulation of AMPA receptor activity. The record is from RefSeq and is a predicted model, not a curated record. Gene Ontology annotation, molecular function: channel regulator activity; voltage-gated calcium channel activity.
AUGUUUAAUUACGGUUCUUCUGCCCUCCAGAUGAGUUCGUGCAGCAGCCGUGCUCUGACCAUCCUGUCCACGGUGUUUGGAGCCUGUGGGCUACUGCUGGUGGGGGUGGCCGUGUCCACUGACUACUGGCUCAUAAUGGUUGAAGGAAUCAUCCUGCAGCAGAACCAGAGCAUGGAGGUGAAGAUGGCUCUGCACUCUGGCCUGUGGAGAGUUUGCUUUGUGGCUGGAUCAGAGAACGGGAGGUGUGUUGCAUCAGAGUAUUUUACGGAACCUGAAGUAGAGAUCACCACUGAAAACACGGCAAACAUCCUAAAGAUGGUGCGCACAGCCACGCCCUUCCCCAUGGUGUCACUGCUCUUCGUCUUCACUGCCUUCGUCAUCAGCAACAUCGGACACAUCCAGCCUCAGCGCACCAUCCUGGCCUUUGUGUCCGGCAUCUUCUUCAUCCUGUCAGGCCUCAGCCUGGUGGUGGGACUGGUGCUUUACAUCUCCAGUAUUAAUGACGAGGUGAUGAACCGGCCCAGGGAGCCCGAGCAGUUCUUCAAUUACCACUACGGCUGGUCCUUCGCCUUCGCUGCCUCGUCCUUCUUACUCAAAGAGGGAGCCGGUGUGCUGUCAGUCUAUCUGUUCAUGAAAAGAUACGCAGAGGAGGAGAUGUUCCGCCCCCACCCCACCAUCUACCGCCCCCGCCUGUCGGAGGGCAGCGACUACAGCGGCCAGUACCUCCACCCAGAAUCCUCCUGGCCUCCACCCAAGAGAGGCCGCAGCACCUCGGAGAUCUCCAGCGACAUCUCCAUCCAGCUCAACCAGACGCCGCAGGCGCCACCAAAGAGCAACCUCCAGGUGGGCGGGCAGAUCAGCCCCCCCUCUGUUUCCUCCUCUGCAGGGAGCUACCAGAUGCCCCCGCAGGCUGCCGGAUACCCCUCCACUCACACCUUGCCCAGGUCGCACCCCUCGCAUCCUCAGGGUCAAGCUCUUCCCCUGACCACCCCUCCGUCACCAGUGCCUCCCCCUCACUAUCACACCCACGUGCACAUGAGCGCCUCCCCCUGUUAGGAGGAGGAGGCUUCACAAGGAGACGCUGACUCUCUCUGUUCAUCUGUGCUGUACAUUUAGAUGUGGGGAGGAAAGCUUUGGUCACACAUCAUGUCAGAGGAAGUAGAGGAGCAUCACAAGAAGGACAAUGGAUUUCUGGGGACGUCGUAACCGAGAAGAACAGAAUU